Owenia fusiformis is the source of this 1442-nucleotide messenger RNA. Lineage: Eukaryota; Metazoa; Annelida; Polychaeta; Sabellida; Oweniidae. The record is from the annotation of a GenBank genome assembly.
CAACUAGCAACAAGCUCUCCCAGUAAACGACUUGGUUCAAAGCCCUUACAGCGCAAUAAGAACCAAGUGAGUCGUACCCAGUCCAUGAGGAGCCCAGGCCCCGCUACCAGACCCACUACCCUCGUGAGAUCCAACAGCUCUACCCCUGUAAAUCCACAUACUUCCCAGGGGCCAGGACAAGGAGCGAAAUCUCCUAUGGGUCCAAGCAAAUCCCCUGCUGGUUUACGGAAAAGAACGAACAGCAAUCCCAAGCUCCUUCACUCCUCAAGUCGAUCCAACAGCAUCGAUUCACCCACUAACAGCAGCUCUAGUAAAGCUAGCAGCAUGGGACCAACUAACACUAGUACUACUAACAGAUCUGGCACUAACACUACCACCAUUAAUAGUACCCCUAACAGGAGUAAUUCAAUGUCUUACAAAUCAAGCUCCCCAAGUGGAUCUGUAACCAAGAUCAUUACAACAACCAGCAAAGCCACUACACCCAGCAAGCCAAGCUGGGUGAAAGGGGGUAGUUCUGGGUGGGUGAAACCUGUCAACUCAACAAAGACCCCUUCAAGGGAGAGGAGGUCAUCUACAUCCUCCACAAAUAGUGCUUCCUCAAAAGAGACCUCUUCUACUAAGGUAGAGCAAUGUUGAAUGCACCAGGGGCCUGUGGAUCAUUUGUGUUCAGUAUAAGGAGCAUGUCUAUGGUGAAGCACUGGCUUUAGCCUUGCAAAAUGCAUUCAAAAAUAGUUUCAUAUGCGCCAUGUGUCGUGCAUGCUUCAACAAAAAAACCUUAAAUAUAUUCUAAAAACCUUCUAAAACCAGCCUUUAUGUAAAUCCAGCAUCUCCUAAAACCAUAAGAACCCGCCAUUGUAUGUCUUUUAUUUAUACAUUAAGUGUGAGCACUGCGUGAAAUGGAAUCAACAGCAAUCCUACAUCACUGAAUGAAAUCAGCCCCUUCCAUACCCUUGUUACAACACAAAUGGUGUCAGCAUUUAGCAUGUGUAACAAAUUGGUACACUUUUGUAUAACAUUUUCAAUUACUUAUCAUAUGCAAUUACUGUCACAGAUGGUAACAUGUGUGUAUGUCUAUGCCUUGUUUUGUUUUACAAUAGGAGCUUAAAGACCUGUACAUGUGUAUGAUUAUGAACCUCUGAGCACAAACAAAGAACCUACCUUCAACACAGACUUGCAUGUAUAUGGAAUUCUUCGCUUGGAAUGAUUGCAUUGAUCUAAAAUGACAUUGAUAUAGCAUUGAUUCACAAGAUUGCAUAUUCUACCACUCUAUUCACCCCUUGAAGCAUAUUGCUGCAACACAUGCAUAUUAUAUAAGAACAAUAUCAUUCACUAUUCACCCCCUCCCCCUCUUAUAAUCCUCCAUCUGCAAAUCAUGUGUUUCUAGGGAUGGUGUCCAAAUGUUGACAGUUGUGGAAAAACAAGUUGCAUUAUUAUAUAUGGUU